AUGCGUCUUCUAAUAAUACUGGUCUGGGUGUUCGGCCUCAGCACCAGCCAUGCUUGUCAGACCGACGAAGAUUGCAGCCUUAACGGUAUUUGCGUCCCAAACCCCAAAACAAUACAACACAGCACAACUGCAAAGGCAUGCGAGUGUGAUCCAGGUUGGGUCGGGGAUAGCUGUGGCGUUCUCGACCUAGCCCCUGCUACUCGGUAUUCUGGUUACAACCACACAAACUUCACCAAACCCGAUGACUUUGGCCCAUACGGAAACUCUUCGUGGGGAGGCAGAAUUCUGCAAGACCCAAAGAACGCUUCUGUGUUCCAUCUCUUCACCUCACAAUUCGGCAAAGGUUGCGGACUUUCCGGCUGGAGACCUCACUCACACAUCAUCCGCGCAGAGUCAUACACCGGGCCGCAAGGCCCAUACCACUGGGCUCAGGAUGUGACAACUUCCACGGGGUUUCGGCACAAUCCUGACGUUGUCUUUAGUCCAGUAGACCGAAAGUACCUCAUGUACAGCAUUGGUGUAGAGGCCCCGGAGUUUACGGAGUGCAAAAGUUUCACCUACAAGGACUGGCCGAACAACAUUUCCGUCGCCAGUGCCGACAACAUCCGUGGGCCCUGGACCGACUGGAAGGUCAUUGUCGACAGCGACUUCAAUAAAGAUUUACCUGUGCGUGCCACGAAUCCAUCGCCAUUUCCAUUAUGGACGCCCGACAACCCUACGUCCGAUAUUGCUUUGCUUAUCAAAGACUACAAUAUCUACACCGCCUCAGCAUGGAACACAACCUACGAGCAGGUCCACGAAGCAAGUUGGGUCACCGCCGCGGAGAACGACACUCCAUAUUGGACGGAAGACCCAUUCAUCUGGCGAGACAAGCGCGGUAACUGGCAUUCGCUCAACCACUGGAUGAUCGAUCUCGUCGAGUUCAACGCUCAGCAAUGGCCAAGGGUGGGAAGCCAUCUUUUUGCUCGAAACUUAACGGGCCCGUGGCACUUUCCCUUGAAGACGGCUUUUACUUCCAACGUUACGUACGAAGAUGGCAGUUGGGAGCUAUUGAGGCGACGAGAGCGACCAAAGCUGUACUUCAGCAACGACGGGGAGAUGACGCCGAUGUAUCUUGUCACAGGCGUUCAGGAUACCUUUGACGGAAGUGGUAGAUCUUUCACACACAUUCAGCCAAUUGGGACCAAGUGGAGGGACUUCGAAAAGGCUAUAUGGCCAUGA
This is a messenger RNA of Colletotrichum karsti, 1221 nucleotides long. RefSeq lists its product as uncharacterized. NCBI's taxonomy places the organism in Eukaryota, Fungi, Ascomycota, Sordariomycetes, Glomerellales, Glomerellaceae. The transcript has a single exon. The record is from RefSeq and is a predicted model, not a curated record. Bases 1 to 1221 code for a protein of 406 amino acids.